AUAAGAAUGAAGGAACUUGACAAACUGCUUUCCUUCAAGUAGUUCCUGGGAAAGUAUCUUUUUACACGCCAGGUGGCAUUCUUACUAUCGACACUUAGCUGCUUAAAGCUGCAUGCCAGAACCCUUUGACAGGAGCAGCAAAUGGUUAUAUUCUGACAUUAUUUACUUGAUCUUAUUUUAUCCAAGUGAACCUUCAUCAUGACUGAAAUAUGGCUAUUAACUCGAAGGACUUCAACUGUGUUUUUAAUUAUUACCUCAGUGAUUUUCAUGUACCCGCUGGAAUCUUCAGGCUUUCAGAUAACGACUGAGAAGAUGAAGUAUGACCAGGCAAGGACUUACUGUAGAAACAUGAAUACCGAUGUAGCCACUGUUUACAAUUUAGCAGAAGUUAAUAUCAUGAUCAAUCUAGUUUUGCCACCUGCUAGUAACGUUUGGAUAGGACUGGAGCUUGGAAACCUGUGGAUUUGGCACUGGACUGGGUCUGAUCAAGGAACAAGCUUUUUAAAUUGGGAUACUGGAGAACCACGGAAUAAUGAACAAGAAGCAUGUGCAGUCAUGAAUCAAAAUGGAAUAUGGCUCGAAAAUGAUUGUGGAACUCCAGAGAGCUUUGUUUGCCAAGGUGUCAGGAAUGUCAGCACUUACAUCUUUGUUCAGGCUAAAAAAUCAUGGAGGGAUGCUCGCAGUCAUUGCUGGAACCUUUCAUCUGAUCUGGUUACUAUACACUCAGCAGAGGAAAAUAAAGCAGUCCGCAACAUAUCCACUUCUGAAAGGUUGUGGAUUGGCCUUUUCAAAGAUCCAUGGACAUGGUCGGGUGGCAGUGACUCACCAUUCCGCUUUUGGGAUAGCAGUGAACCCAACUAUCGUAGCAAUAGGGACUGUGUCACAGCUAACUUAGGAAACAAUGGAAAGUGGUCCAGUCAGAACUGCAAUAACAGAAACAGUGUCAUUUGUGGGGCAGCAACAAAUCCAACAAUCACCAGCUUACAAACUACACAGAGCAUAACUGCAUCCCCUGCAUCAACUAAUAUGGAAACUCCUCCACUUAUUUCAUCUCAAGCAGGUUCAGCAACUUUUAAUUCCACUUUGGUUUUCACUGAACAGCAGAUUACUAAUGCUACCAUUACAGAAACAUCAACUACAUCUGUACUGACUGCAGAUACAAUAUAUACUUUAACAACACCUCCACCUCAAAAUGUUACCACCCCAGUGCCAUCAACUACCAUUGGACACACUACAUCUAAGACCACAGAGGUUAUUUCACAUCCGAUCACCACAGCAUCCAAUAAUACAAGUACAAAAAUGGCAUCAAUACAACCACCCCAAAAUAUUACCACCCCAGCACCAUCAACUGUUACUCGACCGACGACAUCUACCUACACAGAGGUUGUUUCACAUCCCAUUACCAGUGAGCUUGACAACACAAGUACAGAAAUCCCAACAAUGACACCAACACCCCUGCACCAAAAUGACACCAUGCCAGGACCAACAACUGGAACUAGAUUGACUACAUCUACAACAACAGAGUUUGUUUCACAUCCCACGAUCACUGAACUUACCAGUACAAAUAAAGAAAUAGCAACAAUGACAUCGCCAGAAAUGCCUGAAAAUGCUACCAAUCCAGCACCAAGAACUGUCACUGGACCAAUUACUUUUAACACCACAGAGGUUGGAUCACAUCCCAAAACCACAGAGCUCCACAAUGCAAGCACUGAAAUGCCAACUAUAACAACAACACCACUGCAGCAAAAUAAUACAACUCAAGGGCUAUCAACAAUCACUGAACUGAUUACAUCUAACACCACCGAGGUUGAUUCACACCCCACCAUCACUGAGUUCAACAAUACAAGCACAGAAAUACCCACAAUGUCAACAACACAUCAGUUUCAAAACAUUACCACCCAAACACCAACAACUGGCACUGGACCAAAUCUGUCUAACACCACCGAGGUUGUUUCCCAUCCCAUAACUUCUGAGCUCAACAGCACAAGCACAGAAAUGCCAACAAUGACACUAACGCCACCACUCCAAAAUGUUAGCACAUUGACAUCAUCAACUGCCACUGGAUUGACUACAUCUGACAGUACUGAGGUUGUUUCACAUCCCAUAACCACUAAUCUUAAUAGUACAAAUACAGAAAUGCCAACAAUUGCAUCAACAGCACCACCGCAAAAUCUUACCACACCAGCACCAUUAACAGAUACUGGACCAACUGCUCCUAACACCACAGGGGCUGUUUCACCUCCUACAAUGCCUCAGCUGAACAGUACAGAAGUAACACCAAAACAACCACCCCGAAACACUACUGUGAAUAUAACAACAAACAGUGUUUUCACACCAUCAGCUCAGACCGGAACAUCAAUCCAAACAACAACCCAAUCACCAACUCCAAUGUCGACUGUCAGCAGUUUUUAUUCAGAAGACGGGAUGAUAUUAAUCCAGAAAAAUAUGACAUGGAUUUCAGCUUUGAGCUUCUGCAGGGAGCACUAUGUUGACCUAGUUCAGAUUACCAAUGAAGACAUUCAAGACAAAGUAGCUGAGAAGGCAAGAAGCUCUACAUCCCCUCACGUGUGGCUUGGUUUACGCUUCACUUGUAACUUUAACUUUUGGUUCUGGACCAGCUCGAUUCCAAGCUGUUACCAGAACUGGCAGCCAGGAGAAGGACCAGAAAGGGCAACUCAGUGUGGUGAGAGUGGAGCCAUUGAGGCCACAGGGAGGCAGCAGUGGGUCGGGUUGCCAGAAACACAGGAACUGAAUUUCAUCUGCCAGACCUGUGGUAAAUGAGACACUUUCAGUAAAGACAAUGACAAAAUUGUCAUGAAGCUGGGUAUGAGUUGCAUUUUUGCAAAGUUUUUAAGAUGUAAAACAUCAAACACUUAACAUUUCUGAACUACAAACAAGGUAUUAUGAUUGUGUAUGACUUUAGGUGAAAUACAGCAUCCUCUGCUAUUGUUCAUGUCUAAUUCUAAAUCAAUAUGAACACACUAUACGUUGUGUUCAUGUCUGUUAAUCUAUAUGCAGAUACGCAGACAUGUGAAUCUGCCCACCCAAGCAAGAGUAAUGUGAGAAAACUGAUUGGCGCUGCACCUCUUGUUCAGGGGUGAAAAUCUGCAUAUGGACCUCCUGGCCUGGCUGUCAAGAGCGUCUGCUUGAAAUAAAAGUCAAGGAACUGGCCCUCAGGAGAGCUUACAGAGAAAACAAAGUGUACCAAUACACCAUUAGUACACAGAAAGUUACUCAGAGCUAUUAUAACAAAGAAAAGAUUAUUUUUAUGUACUUUGCACCUUUUUUUGUAAAUCAGUGACUUUUUCACAGCCUUUAUGUUUCAGUUACAAAAAAUUAUUUUUUUUUUACAGCUAAGGAAUACAUAGUUGUAUUUGUGUUAGUACAUGUUUAUUUUUAUUAUAGUGUUCCUUGAUUUUUUUUUCUUUAAGUGACUCAACAAACCAGUUGAACCUGUCUAUAAUUUAAAGCUGGCACGCGUCGGAAGUAAUCAAAGAGAUCACAGAAGGUGUGGUGUAAAAAAACCAUGCACAACAUUCCACACUUUGUGCUCUGUACUGUGUGACCACUCUACAUUUGUAGGUCAUGAUUAAAUAGUUCAUUGCAAAAGUAUUUAUGCUUCUGUCACUUAUGUUUUGGCACGUUGACAAAGACUUGUUUGAUUAUUUUUCAUUAGACUGUUGCAAGCAAUAUUUGUUAGAUGAAGGAAAAGUGAAAUGUCUUUACA
Messenger RNA from Poeciliopsis prolifica (blackstripe livebearer), 3727 nucleotides. Its product is annotated as macrophage mannose receptor 1. The record is from RefSeq and is a predicted model, not a curated record. The coding region runs from base 199 to 2781 and encodes 860 amino acids. The transcript is spliced from 5 exons. NCBI's taxonomy places the organism in Eukaryota, Metazoa, Chordata, Actinopteri, Cyprinodontiformes, Poeciliidae.